UUCGAAAAUUUAGACAAAAUUUUUUCUCAUUCUAAAAGAAAAAGUUCACACAUCGUCGACUAACAUUUCUCUUCUUUUCAGAAUAAAACUUUCUGGAUCUUAGCUGGGCGAUAUAGGUAACCAAUCUACCAUGGUCAAUUACUGAUAGAUUUUGAUGUUUCGUGUUGAUUGAUCGCUUGCUUAAGCUAAUACUCAAGUAACCGUUCUAUUGACAAACAAUCGUAAAUUUCUUCUCACCUCUUGGUUCAAAAAGAGCAAAAAAUUGAUCAUGCUCAAGUGAAACAUUGACAAAAUAUUUGUUCGGAAAAAGUGACUAAAGUAGUCACAAAAACUCGCAAUUGAUGAAAGAGCUAAAGAAUUUGUUGAACGAACAUACAAAUGAAUUCAUAAUAUGAAUCACACGUCUUAAAAAGUGAUCAAUCUGGACUUGAAUUAGAAAUAUAUUCAAGUAGCACGUUGUCAAAUAAAAGGAAAAACAACUACUGUAUCUGUAAAAUCUGUUCGUGCAACAACACAUGUCCACACAGUACCACCAAUGAUAAACAUGGAUGGUCAUCUUGUUAGACCUGUGUAUUUAUGUUUAAAAGCACCAAUUGGUUGUAUUGGUGAGCAUGCCUUAAAUCUCCAAUGUCAAGAAAAACGUUUUGAAGAAACUGAUCAGCUUGUUAAUGACAGGGAAAUUGAUUAUGAUAUGUUAUCGAAAAUCUGUGUAACAAUUGAAUUUUGUUUGAAAACGACACUAACCCACUAA
Messenger RNA from Didymodactylos carnosus, 751 nucleotides. The record is from the annotation of a GenBank genome assembly. Lineage: Eukaryota; Metazoa; Rotifera; Eurotatoria; Philodinida; Philodinidae.